Messenger RNA from Xiphias gladius (swordfish), 752 nucleotides. RefSeq lists its product as uncharacterized. Gene Ontology annotation, molecular function: histone binding; cyclin-dependent protein serine/threonine kinase activator activity; ubiquitin binding. Gene Ontology annotation, biological process: regulation of mitotic cell cycle. Gene Ontology annotation, cellular component: SCF ubiquitin ligase complex; cyclin-dependent protein kinase holoenzyme complex. The record is from RefSeq and is a predicted model, not a curated record. The transcript is spliced from 4 exons. NCBI's taxonomy places the organism in Eukaryota, Metazoa, Chordata, Actinopteri, Istiophoriformes, Xiphiidae.
AUGGGGCCCAACUGUGGACAGGUGUCUCGCAACCAAAUAUACCGUUCGGGCAGGUACAAUGACGACCACUGUGAGUACAGACAUGUUGUUCUGGCCCGGGAAAUGGCAAAACCUGUUCCGAGAUCGCACCUGAUGCCCUAAGACGCGUGGAGACAGCUGGCAGUGCAGCAGUCCCGAGGAUGGGUCCACUUCAUGAUACGUGAACCAGAGCCCCACAUCCUCUUCUUCAGAAGAUCUCUAUCAAAGAACUGACACGACCCGACUGGCACUCUUCUGGAAGACUCCUCCAGUGAUUUUUAGAAAUCAGUGGAUACGCUCUAGCUUUGGUAGUUAUUGUCUGCUGUGCAGUAGCUGUAUUUUCUCAGCCAAGGAGCGCGGUUUCUACGAAGAUGUGGACCUUGGUCUGACCUUGUUGCUCAGCGCAGCACGUAGAAUCCAACUGGUCCGGCGGCUGUCAGACAACACUACAUUCAAAGUGUCUGAUUUACCGUCUUAAAUAAUCCACGACAUUUCUGUUUCUCAUCUAUGCCCGGUGAUAUUUCAUAGCAGUUUGCAUUAGUUUAAGUUGACAACAUUCAUUUCAUGGAGUCAGGAGAAACAGAACUGUUGUGUGCUAGAAUCAGCAAGUUGCGAGUGGACUGAAUUUGUGGAUGAUGCAAAUAGAAAAUACCUUCAACAGUAAUGCUGCUUUUUUCUCUCUAACAUGUAACUUUGUCAUGACCUAUUUGAUAAACAAUGAACUAUCUACAACA